Tachysurus vachellii is the source of this 2116-nucleotide messenger RNA. RefSeq names its product small glutamine rich tetratricopeptide repeat co-chaperone beta (gene sgtb). The record is from RefSeq and is a predicted model, not a curated record. Gene Ontology annotation, biological process: post-translational protein targeting to endoplasmic reticulum membrane. Lineage: Eukaryota; Metazoa; Chordata; Actinopteri; Siluriformes; Bagridae. Gene Ontology annotation, molecular function: protein binding; molecular adaptor activity. The coding region runs from base 83 to 991 and encodes 302 amino acids. The transcript has 11 exons. Gene Ontology annotation, cellular component: TRC complex; membrane.
GCGCUGUUUUGCAGAGUGGCUGUGACGCGGUGGUCUAUAUUUCAGGGCUGCUGGUGGAUUGUGCAGAGUUCUCUUGGACAGCAUGGCUGUGGAAAAGCGCUUGGCGUAUUCCAUCGUGCAGUUCCUCAGAGACCAGACACAUUCAGGGUCACUGAACUCUGACGAACAGGAAAGCCUUGAAGUCGCAAUACAGUGUUUAGAGACGACGUUUAAGUUCAGCUCCAGUGAUGCUCAGCUCGCAGCUACACAACCUCUCACUGAGAUCUUCCUCAACGCUCUGCUCAAGAAUGACAUCGUCGUGUCUCCGUCUGCUGAAGACAUGGAGAGAGCCGAGCAGCUGAAAAAUGAAGGAAACAAUCACAUGAGGGAGGAAAACCACAGCUGUGCACUGGACUGUUACACAAAAGCCAUCCAUUUGGACCAAAGAAAUGCAGUUUACUUUUGUAACAGGGCUGCAGCACACAGUAAACUGGGAAAUUACACAGAAGCGAUUGGAGACUGUGAGCGUGCCAUCGCAUUCGAUCCCACAUACAGUAAAGCUUACGGACGAAUGGGAUUAGCGCUGGCUGCCAUGGGCAAGUUUCCAGAGGCCAUCAAUUACUUUAAGAAGGCGCUGGUACUGGACCCGGAAAAUGACACCUACAAAUCCAACUUAAAGACCGCUGAGCAAAAGAAGACAGAAACCUCGAGCUCGACGGUGUCCAGACUGGGCUUCGACAUGGCGAGUCUCAUCAACAACCCAGCGUUCAUAAGCAUGGCUGCCAGCGUGAUGCAGAACCAGCAGGUUCAGCAGCUGAUGUCGGGAAUGAUGUCGAGCGCAGUGAGAGGUCCAGCAGCAGGAGUCGGAGGGAUGUCGGAUAUCUCCAGUCUGAUUGAAGCUGGGCAGCAGUUUGCUCAGCAGAUUCAGCAGCAGAACCCAGAGUUGAUAGAACAGUUGAGGAACCACAUCCGCAGUCAGUCAUUCAGUGGCAGUCCUGAGGAACGCUCCUGAUCAGAGCGCUGGUGUGUGUGUGAGUGAAGAGAGAGAGAGCGAGAGCGAGAGCGAGAGAGAGCGAGAGAGAGAGAGAGAGAGCGAGAGAGAGAGAUCAAGAGAGAGAGAGAGAGAGAGAGGCAUGGCACUUUAUUUGGAUCUGAGAACACGGGUGUAAAUACUUUCACACCAAAUGACUUUCCUCACUAAUCAGCGUGAGCUCCUAAUGUUCUAGAGUUCUAAAGGUUCUCAGUUAGAUGCUGUAUUUAUUCAAGUCAAAAUCGUAUUCAUUAAACAUCUCGCUUCUGUUUCAGCUCUAACUGUCUGAUCUAUAAUCUAAAGUGAGAUUUCCACCAAUCACAGACAGUCUGAUAAUAUCUACCAAUGAUGUGAUGAAGAUAAUUAGACCUGCAUAGCAACACACAGGCGAUUGGACGUCGAAGUGUUGUGUGAUUUUACAGUGAAUUAAAGGUGCAGUGUGAUUAUUAUGAAGAGUUCUUGUUUGGCUACAAAAUGAAAGAAGAAACUCCAGAAACGGUGAAGAUGCGGAACAGUGUGUUUACAUUCCUUACAGUGAUCAGACUUUCUUUCCCACUCUUCUCCUUGUGUGUGUUUCUGGUCUGUUUCUUGCCAACUGAUGAUCUACAGGUUCUGUGUUUAUCGUCCUGGACAUACAGUGAUCCUCAAAACCUGCUCCUGGUCUCCUGAACCGUCUGAGAUCUGAUAUCGUGCUCUAACACUGUCAGUAAACUAGUGUGUGAUUAGAUUCUGUUUGGAUUUAUUAAACACUUACACAGAUUUAAAAACACCAAAUAAACCAGUUUGAUUUGUGAUUCUUAAUCAAAUCGAAUGUUUAUCCUGCUGGAUUGAUUCAUCUGAAAGUGAAUCAGUUAAACUGACUCGUGUGCUGUGUUCAGUUCAGCAGAAGCAGUGAUGAGGUCAUUGAUGAGGUCACAGCAUCGAUGACACAGUUUUUCAGCAUGUUAUGUUGAUCUUAGUUACAGUAAGACGUGCUGUGGAUGUUUAGGCGACUCUGUACAUGAUGUUAAAUUUAUUCUGCAUGCUCUAGAACCAGAGUGUCUGAUCUCUAGAACAGAAGAUGCCUGUAAACACUGAGAAACAGAAAAUAAAUCACAGCUGAAUAAA